CUAUGCACUGUAUGCUAGCUUAUUCUGACUCUACAUCGGGGUAUGGAUCCUUGUUCACUGUCACUAGGACCCUUUUUCUCGGGCCGUAGAACUCCCAAUGGAAACACUCUACAUAGCAUGUCUGCACAAGGAAACACAGCUGGUGAAGGGCAAAAAUGGCAUGAAAUCCGCGGGAGACUGGAGCUUUUGAGGGUAUGAACUUCUGGCUGAUCUCUGCAUCAAGGUUCACAACUUUCACACUGCUAGAAGCUGCAGUUGCCACCCAGCACUUUCCGACAUGCCUUUUGGUGAGGUAGUUCCAAGGUAGGGGUAAGUUGGCCCAGACAGCCCGAGAUAAUCAAGCCACCGAAACGUUGUCAUCA
Molecule: messenger RNA, 362 nt
Organism: Serpula lacrymans var. lacrymans S7.9
Lineage: Eukaryota; Fungi; Basidiomycota; Agaricomycetes; Boletales; Serpulaceae
Exons: 2
Coding region: 43-198 (51 amino acids)
Source: RefSeq, a predicted model, not a curated record